GAAGCAUACUGUGCCCUAACGUUUCUUCUUCCUUUUCUCAAAUAUACUGAGCACUGAGCAGACACUUCAUUACACAAUUUACACUUGGGGUUUUCCUCUCCCAUUCGAGCCGGCUUUGUCCCCUUCCUUUGAGUCGCCAUCUCCGUUUCCGACUUUUUGGCACAGCACAUUCGCUUCGUCGCCAUCUCCGACUUCCUGUGAGUCUCCAUCCACCGCCGAAGACGAGCUCCGUAUUGGGCUUCGUCGCCAUCUCCACAGAAGACGAGCUCUGAUUUCGUUUUCGUCGCCAUCUCCGCAGAAGACCAUCUCCGAUUUCGAGUUUCAGACCACUGGCGCAUCUCCAUCAGCGAGCGAUCUUCGUGUUCGCCAUCUCCGCCGAAAUCGACCUCCGAUUCCGACUUGCAGACCGCCGUUCAUCCUCGUCGCCAUCUUCGUCCACGGGGCCUGUGCUACACUUUCAUUCUGGACUAAGGAUUUCGGUGGCCAGCCUGGGAAAUUGAAGUGUAAAUCUGGGGGAUACCAUGAGAGGAGGAAGGAAAAAUCUGAAGAGGGCAACAGAAGAAGAGACAACAACUCUUGAACAAGGCCAAGUCAUCAUGCAAGUUGUGUCCCUUAGAGGUUCAAACCUCAUUGAGGUCAUGGAUGCAAAGGGCGAGAAAGCACUAGCGUUGUUUCCAGCUAAGUUCCAAAAGAGCAUGUGGAUAAAGCGAGGGAGCUUUGUUGUGGCUGACGUAAGUGGAAGAGAGGAGGCCAUUGAAUCUGGUAGAAAAGUGACAUGUGUUGUUUCUCAAGUUCUCUUUCACGAACAAGUUCGUGUGCUCGAGAAAUCUCCAGAAUGGCCAGAAAUCUUCAAAUCCCCAAUCCUGGACAGUUCUAGAAGUUUCCCUGGACAAGCUUCCACCCAGGAUGAGAGUGAACUUACUUCAAGUGAUGAAGAUGGACUCCCACCACUAGAAGCUAAUAUGAACAGAAGGAUGCCUGUGGAGUUGCAGUCGCAUACGGAUUCGGAUUCGGAUCCAGAUUCAGAUUCAUAAAUCAAAAUUUAGCAAUUUCUGGACCCAAUAUCUUAGCAAAUUUGUCAGAGGAGUGGAUUAGAAUCUGUAUCCAUAUCCAUUAGGGCUUUUUCCUAUUUCUUGUCUUAUUUAUACUGUAAUUUAGAAAAUUGUUUCUCAACUUACAAGGGAUUUUGAAGCUUCAUUUUCCUCGCA
This is a messenger RNA of Diospyros lotus (date-plum), 1208 nucleotides long. RefSeq lists its product as uncharacterized. Gene Ontology annotation, molecular function: translation initiation factor activity; RNA binding. NCBI's taxonomy places the organism in Eukaryota, Viridiplantae, Streptophyta, Magnoliopsida, Ericales, Ebenaceae. The transcript is spliced from 5 exons. Gene Ontology annotation, cellular component: nucleus. Bases 522 to 1034 code for a protein of 170 amino acids. Gene Ontology annotation, biological process: translational initiation. The record is from RefSeq and is a predicted model, not a curated record.